This is a messenger RNA of Fraxinus pennsylvanica, 351 nucleotides long. The record is from the annotation of a GenBank genome assembly. Lineage: Eukaryota; Viridiplantae; Streptophyta; Magnoliopsida; Lamiales; Oleaceae.
AUGGCUUCUUUUGCAUUAAUGGCUCUUCCCAGGUUCAGAACACCUGGUGGAGUUGUGUUCUGUUCUUCUGUGACUUUUGGUUUCUUGGCACUAGGGAGAGCUAGAUUUGCAAUAAAUCACAUGGAUGUUGCUCCAAGGUAUGCAGGAAUUGUAAUGGGGGUUUCUAACACAGUCGAUACCUUAGCUGGCAUUAUUGGGGUUGAUCUUACUAGCCGACUUCUUGAAGCCACUAAGGCUGCUCAGUUGAAUCUCACUAGUCCGGAUAGCUGGAGAGCAGUUUUUAUCAUCCCAGGGUCACUUUGUAUCUUUAGCUCAAUUUUGUUUCUUCUAUUCUCCACUUUGUAUCUUUAA